Molecule: messenger RNA, 2641 nt
Organism: Zonotrichia albicollis (white-throated sparrow)
Lineage: Eukaryota; Metazoa; Chordata; Aves; Passeriformes; Passerellidae
Source: RefSeq, a predicted model, not a curated record
GAGUGCCGGAUUGCUCAUCCCAUUGUUAAAUGCACUUACUGCAGGACUGAAUUCCAGCAGGAAAGCAAAACCAACACGAUAUGCAAGAAGUGUGCUCAGAACGUGAAGCUCUAUGGCACACCAAAACCCUGCCAGUACUGCAACAUCAUAGCAGCUUUUAUUGGAAACAAGUGCCAGCGUUGCACCAACUCAGAGAAGAAGUAUGGCCCUCCUCACUCGUGUGAGCAGUGCAAGCAGCAGUGCGCCUUCGACCGGAAGGAUGACAGGAAGAAGGUGGAUGGAAAGCUGCUGUGCUGGUUGUGCACACUGUCCUAUAAACGAGUCCUGCAGAAGACCAAAGAGCAGUGCAAACACCUGAGCAGUUCUUCCCGAGGCAGCCUGCAGGAGAAGGAGCAGUUCAGUAGGCUCAGCAGUGGCAGCCACUAUAACAGCCAGAAAACCUUAUCCACGUCUUCCAUUCAGAACGAAAUCCCAAAGAAGAAGGCCAAGUUUGAUGCCAUAUCUGCAAAUGGUGACAGUUUUUCUCCGGACCUCGCCCUGGACUCCCCUGGCACCGACCACUUUGUCAUCAUUGCCCAGCUGAAGGAGGAAGUGGCUACUUUAAAAAAGAUGCUUCACCAGAAGGAUCAGAUGAUUUUGGAGAAGGAGAAGAAGAUCACGGAGCUGAAAGCUGACCUGCAGUACCAGGAAUCACAGAUGAGGGCAAAGAUGAACCAAAUGGAGAAGACACACAAGGAGGUCAUGGAGCAGUUACAGGCCAAGAACAGAGAACUCCUGAAGCAAGCAGCUGCCCUGUCAAAAGGCAAAAAGCCUGAGAAGUCAGGAGCAAUAACCUCCCCUUAAAGCCAAGCCCCCAGCCUGGGAGCUUUCCCCUGCACUAGCCGAGAAGUGUGGGAGGCCUGCAGGAUGGCUGGAAGCCCAAACCUCUGUCUUGUGGACUCCAUGGGAUUCCUGGUGCGUGUUACCUUCUGACAGCAUGCUUGAGUGUGGCCAGUUUCAGUCCAUGGGGAGAGGUCCCAGCUUUCCUAAAUCCCCCCUGAAGUACUGUUUUCUGGAAGAAAUCUUUUCCUAACCAGUUGCUACCACUGCCAGCCCUUUCCAUGAGCAAACAGGAACCUGCUGCAUUAGUGGCUCCUUGCUGGUUCCCAGCCUGCUGCUGUGAGGGAACUGCCAUGGCCAGUUGUUCUGCAGAUAAAAUGGGAGCUGCGUGUGGUGGGAGCUGCAUUUUUUUUCCCUUGAACUGUUCCUUCUUCAAAAGAGAGCUGAGAACUCACCAGCCCAACAGGUAUUCCUGGAAGGUUGUGCCACUGCUGACAACAGUUGAUCCAGCUUUUUGAAGAUGCUUCCAAAAUGGGGGCCAUGUAUUUAUCUUGGAAGAUUUUUGUGUUUUGUUUUGGUUUUCUUCUUAUUUUCUCUGUCAACUUGGCAAACCAAACUGCCUGGUUUUGUGUUUCCUUGUUUUUCUGAUCAGAGCUUUUGGGUUGGGAGCCAAAGUGGAAUUAUACAGCCCCCAACCCACCCAGAAUUCCCCCACCCCCCCCAGUGCCCUGGUUAUGUGGUGACCUCUGGGAUUUUGAUGAUUUCUGCAGCUUGGUGCGAUCAAGUGUCUCUUACUCCAUUUCUUUACACAGAGAGUUCAAGGCUCGGAUAUUCCCUCUCUUCCUCCUUUCCCUGCCCCUUCCAGAUGCAGGGGCCAGGUUGGCUCCAGGAAAGCACUUACUCAGGCAGCAACCCAAGCCAGGGAGUGUUUUUUGGGGCACUCCAGGGAUUUUUCUCACUGCUGAUUCCAAACCAGCAGGAUCAAAGGGCUAUGAGAGUUCCCUGUACCAGGGAUGUGCUGCCCCAAAACAGCACAGCUGCCACUGACCCUUACAGCCAGACCAGCUGGGCUGGGUCCCCCCAGGCACCUCUUUUGGGGUGAUGGUGGUGGAUAAACAGCACUUGGAGGGGGAGCACCACACAACCCCGGGCUGGCAGGAGCUCCUCGACAUCCCGAGCGCCAGUCAGGGAGUGGAGAAAGAUCUCAGGGCUUGGAGACCCCCGGCAGGGGCUGGAGGUAGGUAAGAGAACUCACGCUUUUGCUGCAGGGCGGCUGCUCCGUCAGGGCUUUGAUGAAGCUUUUAACUACAGCUUGUGAUUACUUUUUUCAUCCUUUUGUUUCUUAUUUGUUACUAAAGUUGAUUUUACUCAAAGGCACUUUUUCGGGAUGAUGUUGGCUUCUGGCAUGGAAGGAGCACAUUUCAUCGGACACUGCCAUGGAUUUGUUUUUGGUUUUUAUAAGAGACUUUUAAUGUGAAAACAAGCAAAACCAGAAAUUGUUACACUUUGCCUGAGUGUGGCAAAACUCACCCAGUUUUAUACUUUUAGAAAAUGAAGUGCAUUGGUGGGAGUUUUUUUAACUGUGGGCUUUGCUUUUUAUCUUCUCUCAACAUAAAGAAAUAAAAAGAGGGAGAAAGGCCCUGUAAAUACUGUUCAGUAGGGUUUUUAAUCGUGAUAAAUUGCUCCUGCCGUUGCAUAGCUGAUUUGUAGCACCAGCAUCGUUUCUUUGUAUGUUUGUAAUGAUGAGAUUUUCAAGGGAUGCUUUGAUUUGUACAAAUGAUACCUGUAAAAGUGGUUUAAAAAAAUCCUCAUCUGUGACUGA